CACCUCUUCACCUUUCUCUGGAACCUGUCUGCUGGUCCUUCCCUAAUUUGAAGACCAUUUAUUUGGUUCAUCUGCAAGACAUUCUCCUGUUUGUUUCUUUGAAGAAGCUGAGAGAAACUUCUGAGACAGAUGGCCCACUCUCCGGAAGAUGCUCCCCUGGCAACAGAGAGCCUGGCAGGCAGUGAAGAGGCCCUUGUUCUCCGCACCGGACACGGAGGGGGUUCCAACAGUCGUGCCCUGAAGAUAGCAGGCCUGACAACCCUGGCAUGUCUGCUGCUGGCCAGCCAGGUCUUCACUGCCUACAUGGUGUUCGGCCAGAAGCAGCAGAUCAGUGCACUGCAGACGAACUCGGAGAGAAUGGGCAGACAGCUGACCCGCUCAUCCCAGGCCGUGGCUCCAAUGAGGAUGCACAUGCCCAUGAGCAGCCUUCCCCUGCUGAAGGACUUCUCUUCUGAUGACUCCAAGACACCAAUGGCUAAACUGCAGGACACUGUUGUCAGUGUGGAGAAGCAGGUGAAGGAGCUCAUGCAGGAGUCCCAGCUGCCGCAGUUCAACAAGACCUUCCUGGCCAACCUGCAGAGCCUGAAGCAUCAGAUGAAUGAGACUGAGUGGCAGAGCUUUGAGUCCUGGAUGCGUUACUGGCUGAUCUUCCAGAUGGCCCAGCAGCAGCCUGCAAGCCCAACAGCUGAACCAGCCCUUUUGAUCAAGACCAAAUGCCAGAUGGAGGCAGCACCUGGACGCAGCCGCAUCGGGUCCUACAAGCCCCAGUGUGACGAGCAGGGCCGCUACUUGCCCAUGCAGUGCUGGCACGCCACUGGCUACUGCUGGUGUGUGGACGAGAGCGGCACAACCGUCGAGGGCACCACCAUGCGCGGCAGACCCGACUGUCAGAGAGGCUUUGCUCCCAGUCGUAUGAUGUCUGCAUCCAGUCUGAUGCAGAAGACCAUCAGCACUGUUGAUGAUGAACAGUGAAUAAAUGAAGAAGAGUAAUGGGUGUUUCUUUUCAUCAAACAAUCUUCGCAGACAUGAGAAAUCAAUGAUUUUCAGAUGGAGUGUGUUGCAAUUGUUAAUCUCUUGAUUUUAACUAUUUUGCUGGCUGCUUGAAAUCACAUCAAUAGAGAUCUGUUACAGGUUAUUGCUUUAAUAGUUUCUAUUUUUCUCUUUUAUACCAGAAUAAUUUUGGGGUGACUUUUUAACCUAGAUGACUAUUUCAUCUACAGUAUAUUAAAAUAUUUGUGUUGAAUGUGCUUAUAUCCGAAGAAUGCUUAAUGGGUUGGUUCACCCAAAUUACAUAUGUUCUCCCUUACCUCAACUGGUAUCAAGACAUGGAUGUGGUUCAGGUUUUUUUCCUUAAGAUACAAUUUCUGAAAUGUCUGCCUCCACCCCAUUGCAAUGGACGUGUUUAUUGUGCAUCCAGCAUUGACAGAUUACAUUUUAAAAUGAAAUAGAAUUCUGAAUAAUCCACAGACCACACUGGGUCCAGUGGUAGACAGUUUUUCCUAUAAGGACUGAAAAAAAUAAAUAAAUAAAACCCAGCCAAAAAAA
Chelmon rostratus (copperband butterflyfish) is the source of this 1545-nucleotide messenger RNA. It is a transcript of the gene cd74a, whose product is annotated as CD74 molecule, major histocompatibility complex, class II invariant chain a. The coding region runs from base 130 to 972 and encodes 280 amino acids. Gene Ontology annotation, molecular function: macrophage migration inhibitory factor binding; MHC class II protein binding. Lineage: Eukaryota; Metazoa; Chordata; Actinopteri; Chaetodontiformes; Chaetodontidae. Gene Ontology annotation, cellular component: membrane. Gene Ontology annotation, biological process: protein trimerization; intracellular protein transport; immune response. The record is from RefSeq and is a predicted model, not a curated record. The transcript has 9 exons.